Penicillium arizonense is the source of this 5364-nucleotide messenger RNA. RefSeq lists its product as uncharacterized. The transcript has 8 exons. Gene Ontology annotation, biological process: carbohydrate metabolic process. NCBI's taxonomy places the organism in Eukaryota, Fungi, Ascomycota, Eurotiomycetes, Eurotiales, Aspergillaceae. Gene Ontology annotation, molecular function: chitin binding. The coding region runs from base 1 to 5364 and encodes 1787 amino acids. The record is from RefSeq and is a predicted model, not a curated record.
AUGGCUCGAGGGUUAUUGAGCCUAUUCUUUCUUUUAUUCUUUUUUUCAAAUACUAUUGCCGACUUGACCGACCUUACCGAAGACCUGAGCACCUCCCUCAAGGCUCUCUCUGACGACAAGUACAGCUGCAGUAAGGAUAAGCCAUGCGAGAAUGGAGCCUGCUGUGGUAAGAAUGGCGUCUGUGGCUUCGGUAAAACCUACUGCGGUACCACCGGCAAGUCUCCCAAUGAUGCCUGCUGGAGUAACUGCGAUGCACAUGCAGAAUGCGGCAAAGAUGCAAAAGUCCCUGGUACCGGCUGUCCUCUCAACGUCUGCUGUAGUGAAUUCGGCUUCUGUGGUACCACCGAGGAGUUCUGCGGUGAUGGGUGCCAGAGCAAGGAAAACUGUAAACAGCCUGACUCCGGUGCCUCUUCCGGCAAUGUCCAGGAGCGCAUCAUCGGAUACUACGAGGCGUUCAAGUAUGAUUCGGACUGCCAGGGCAUGAAUAUCAAACAGAUACCCGUUGAGAGUCUAACUCACGUAAACUACGCCUUUGCUUAUAUCGACCCUGAUAGCUACGACAUUGGGCCCAUGCCAGACGUCGACGAAAAAACCCUGAAAGACUUCACUGCUCUUAAGAAGCGCAACCCGAACGUGGUUCUUGGUGUUUCGCUUGGUGGCUGGACCUUCAACGACAACAAAACAGACACGCAAAAAGUCUUUGCCGAGCUCAGCUCCUCGAAGGACAACCGGUCCAAAUUCAUCGACAAGCUUCUCUCCUUCAUGCGCCACUAUGGCUUCGACGCCGUAGAUAUCGACUGGGAGUAUCCCGGCGCUCCUGAUCGACAGCCCGAAGACUGGGACUCCAAGGACGAUGGUAAGAAUUACGUGAAGCUCAUGCAGGACAUUCGGAAGGCUUUUGACGACCAGGACCUUGAGUAUGAGCUCUCCUUCACUGCCCCAACCUCGUAUUGGUACCUCCGCUGGUUCGAUAUCCACGAAAUGGUCAAAGCUGCAACCUAUAUGAAUCUGAUGAGCUACGACCUCCACGGUGUCUGGGAUUCUAGCAAUCCCAUCGGUAGCCACGUCCUCGGGCACACCAACAUGACUGAGAUAAAUGAAGCCCUAAACCUUCUUUGGAGGAACGACGUCCCCGCUAAGAAAGUAAAUAUGGGUCUGGCCUUCUAUGCGCGAACCUUCGAGCUCAAGGACAAGAAAUGCGACAAGCCCGGCUGUGCCUUCAAGCACGGCGGCAAGAAGGGCGCCUGCACUGACACUGAGGGCAUCCUGUCCUACAAUGAGAUCGUCGGAAUUAUUGCCGAGGACGACAUCACCCCGGUCUAUGACAAGAAGAACGCAAUCAAGUAUCUCGUCUGGGAUGAGAACCAGUGGAUCUCAUACGACGACCAGCAGACAUUCCAGCAGAAGAUCAAGCUCUUUAACGAGAAGGGUCUAGGCGGUCUCCUGAUCUGGGCUAUAGACCAGGAUACCCGGAAUCUAGAUGCUCUUCGUGGUGUUCUGUACCCCAAGGACGUUAUCAUGACGGACAGCAUGAAGGACGAUACCAGCUACUGGGAAAGUCAGCAUCCGGGUGACUGCAGAACUACUGAGUGUGGUAAGCACUGUGGUCCGGGCACCAUUGAAAUGGACUCGUUUGGAUGUCCUGACGGCUCGGGUAAAGGUGACUCCCGUAUCUGCUGUCCUCUGGCUGCUGCUCCUGAUCCGAAGACUUGCCACUGGCGUGGUGGUGAGAGUGGAAGCCUUUGUAACGGGCAGUGUCACGGUGGUGAAGUGGCCCUGGCUUCUGCUGUUGAUGGAGGCAACGGUCACUGUUCAGAUGGACGUCAAUUCUAUUGUUGCCCUAUCCCCGAAGUUGCUGCUGGUGGCGGGAUUAAUUGUGGCUGGAAGGAUAAGUGCUCAGACGACCAAGAACCCUUGACUUUUGCCGGAACAUUCUUGUCAACUGUCUCCGAUGUGUUGGAUUACACCGGCUUGGUCGGCCAAGCCUUGAGUGAUUUCCUAGACGACGUCGACAUGGAAAACGAGCGGCAAUAUUGCUGCUCUAAAGAGGAAAUCAAGAACUGGAAAGACUGCUACUGGGCUGGAAGAGGUGGACGAUUCGCUGACAGCUGCGACGACAACCACUGUAAUACCGGACACGAAGUUGAACUUACUCUUAGCCCUUAUGGCGAAGGAGAGGACUGUUUUCCCACUGCCCGUCAGCGAGCCUUCUGCUGUACGCCCAAAAGUGGCGAGUCGUUGUUUAUGCCAGUUCCUUUGGAGUAUCUCUUUGAGAACCCUCCGGAAAAUGCUGAUGACCCGGAUUUCAAUAUCCAGGUCGACGACACCUGGGGCACUGGUGACGUUCAAGGUGAUGCUGACGAGGAGCCUGAUGAUGCUGCUUUCGGAUUCGUGGUUAUUACUGCUCCUGACGAGGUCCAGGUCAGCUUGGACAAGCGUGAUGGCUCGCCCUGGGAGCUGAUGGACUGCCCCGACACCGAUAGCGAAGAGGAGCACACCGUCCGCAUGAUCUGCACGGAGUCCAGCGAGGACAGCAAAUGUGACCACAUUCAUCGUGGACAGGGUGUUCCUGGCACUAUCCUUCAAAUGCCCAAUCGUUGUGGCCCCGGUCGGUAUGCCGUCGCAAAGGGACUUAAGGAGUCUCGGAACCAGACCCUCCCCGGACAUCUGAACAAACGUGACCUUAUUGGGAAAUCUGUCUAUGACCUGACAUUUGACUAUGAUUUCAAGCGUGUCCCUCGUGACUACGGCGACGCCAUGAUGCGGAUUGACUUUAGUAACCAGCCCGGAUACUGGGACUCUGUUGUCGACAGGCCUGGUGGUAGUGACGCCGAGCGAAAGAGCAAACGCGCAAAGCGAGAUGAAUCCGGCUACCAGAAGAACCGUAAGCGCUGGCUCGAAGAUGAAUGGCGAGAUGCAUAUCAUCAUGGUGGUAUAGAGCGCCAUGAGAUCCACAGACGCUGGUUUGGUGAAGAUAUUAUCAACUGGCUCGGUCAAUUGAUCUUUGUUGGCGAGGCCGAGGCCACCAAGGAGCUCAACCACAAAGUCAAUGAGAAGGUCGAGCUCAUUCUCAUAGACCAGCAGUUCGGACCGUGCCCUGUUGGUCCGGCCCAGGCGCAGGCGAACAUUCGAUCCACUAUCACAGCUGAGAUUGACGUCGAGACCUCCUUCGGUAUCACCAUCAUCACCACCCUUACGCAGGGAAUGGAUCUCAGCAGAUCUUACCUCUACUUCCGAAAUGCCGGAGAAGUCAAUGCCAAGUUUGAACUUGACGCCGUCGCCUCCCUUACCUACUCUACCGGUGAUAUCAAGCUGCUCGGUCUCGACGACUUCCCCGGCGCCACUUUCCGUGUCCCCGGAGUCGUCACAAUCGGCCCUAACCUCGCCGUCUAUGCCUCAGCAGACGCCUCUCUUGUCUUAGCGGGCCACCUCGAAGCAGAUGUUUCACUUGCAUCGUGGGAAAUCCAACAGACAUACCCUCAGAACGAUGAAUACCCAGAACAAGCCCUCGACGAGCCCGACCGCGAAGCUAAAACCAUCGGCAAGCCCUCAUUUGAUGCCUCUGUCACUGCCAAUGGCGAAAUUGCCUUGCAUCUCAAGCCCACUGUCAGCUUUGGAAUCGACUUCGACGACCGCUGGAAGGUGCCUCGGUGCGCUGUUGAUCUUGUGUUGGACGGUUACGUGAUCGGACACGCAGAGGCCCACUACUCACUCAAUGGUGACAACAGCUGCCCCUUCAGCUAUGGUAUUGAUGCCGGCUCGACAAUGUAUGCACAGCUCGACGCACCCGAUGAGUUCGGCUGGGGCGAUGACCUCCGUGUCACACUCGCUGAGGUGCCCAGGAAGCAAAUCACGCCUUCGACUUGUGUGGGCGACAGUGGUGACAAAGAUAAGCGGGCAUGGAUGGGCUAUGAGGCUAUUAAUGCCUCUACAGAAGAUGUCUCCCCACACAGCCGGGGCCUCAUGCCUAUGCCGGUGUCUCAUGGGCUUGCCAAGCGCGACACACUUACCCUCGGACCUUUGGUUACGAUUCCCGAUAGCUUCCUUAACUGCCCUGGAGAAGGGGGCGGGAAGAACUUCUGUGUGAUGUGCUCAAUGUUCGGCAAGGAGAGCAGCGACAAUAAAGGCUCGAAAAGAGAGAUUCCGCCGCUAUUCCGCCGCGACGAAGACGAUUCCUGCCCUUACUAUCCGCCUGGUGAUGACGAGAAGUGUACCGAUUCGGACUCGUCGCUUUUUGCACGCGCGUCAGAUCCGAAUACUGCCAAGAAAAUGACUCUCAGUUUCCUGAGCACGAAGAAUAAAUUUACGUAUCUGAGAUAUCCCAGGUGUAACGCGAAGAACAAUGGGCCGUCGAGUGUGGCGAAGUGGUAUCUUCCUGAGUUCAUGCUCUCUAGCUCAACUGAUAUUAACGACAACCGACGGUGCUCGGCAAAGACAACCAAGGAGAAUUCCGUCCAGGGAGCGAACAAUGUCUACUACGUGGAUGGAAACUCGGAUCUACCCGCUACGGCCUUCCGCUCGGAGCACGUCUUCGAGGUGCACCUGGUCAGCCAUUUCCUUGAGUGGGUGUGUGGAGGAACAAAAGAAGCCAAGUACGGGAAUCUGAGGAGCAAGCUUGCUUUCCCUAAGGAUUGGAAGCCUGCUGAUUCUACUUGGUGCAAUGAGGUGUUUGGAGGGUCUAGUGGUGGGAUGACUUGGUCGAGGAACAACGGCCCCAAAAAGAACUGGGUCCAGCAUACGGCCGACGUCCUAGGAAGUGCCUCCAAUACUGACCUGCUCGUUCUCUACCACGACUCGCCCAACGGAGUUAAGAAGGUCAUCACAGAAGGAAACCAGCCUGAUCUCGAUAUCAAUCUCGCAGAGAAGGGUCUAGCGGACAAGAUCAUGAUGAGCGCCACUGUUUUCGACUACAUCCGAACCCUCAGCGACAAAUGGACCAAACCCAGCCAAGACAUCGAAUUAAUCUCCGACGAAUUUGACCAUGAAUAUACCCGCCAAUACGUCAACAGCCCACCGUCGGGCAAGGCGCUCGAGAAGCCUAAGGCCCCCCGCGAUAUCAAACAUUGGGGUCUGCGUACCCUAUGGGCCUAUUGGAUCGACAGGCACCUAGACCAAAUUGAAAAGGUUCAGAGCGGAUGGCACCAAGUCGCUAAAACAAGAAUGGAAGGCAAGGGCCAGAACAGCCCAGACGCGAAGAAGUUUGCGUCUCAGACUAUGACGACGGGCGACGCAGCGGUGGGCAAGUUCAAGUUCCCACAGAAGAACUUGGGUAAACCGCUCCCUGGUGAUCCGACGAGUUCAUCGAAUGAUAAGAGUAGGUACGGCAUGUGGGGAGACAAUCAGCUAGGAAAGCUCGGCCUGUAG